GUCGCGGCCGCCGCCAGGCAGUGGCGGGCGGUGCCAGUCCCUGCCGCUGCCCGCCCGUCCUCCCCGCUGUCGCUCCCGCCGGGGCGAGUAACUCCGCUGAGCGGCGGCGGAGCCGGAGUCGCCGGGCGGGAGCGGGCUGAAGGUUUCAGAACGGAUGUUGGAAGAUGUUAGCUGUGGAUACUGGGGUUGUGGAGGAGUGGUUAUCAGAGUUCAAGACACUACCAGAAGCAUCCAUACCCAGCUAUGCUACAAACUUGAAAGACAAAAGUGCUUUGAUUUCAUCUCUUUACAAAGUAAUUCAGGAGCCGCAGAGUGAACUUUUGGAGCCAGUUUGCCAUCAGCUCUUUGAGUUCUAUCGCAGUGGCGAGGAACAAUUGCUACGAUUUACGCUGCAGUUCCUACCGGAAUUGAUGUGGUGCUAUCUUGCUGUCUCUGCCAGCAGAGAUUUGCAGAGCAGUGGAUGCAUAGAGGCUCUUCUCCUAGGAGUUUAUAACUUGGAGAUAGUUGACAAAGAGGGACAUAGCAAAGUGCUGAGUUUCACAAUUCCGUCUUUGUCCAAACCUUCAGUCUAUCAUGAACCUUCCAGCAUUGGCUCCAUGGCUCUCACUGAAGGAGCUUUGUCGCAGCAUGGUUUGUCCAGGGUUGUGUACAGUGGACCUCAUCCUCAGAGGGAGAUGUUAACAGCACAGAACAGGUUUGAAGUGCUGACUUUCCUUCUGCUCUGUUACAAUGCUGCCUUAAGCUACAUGCCUGCAAUUUCUCUUCAGUCGUUGUGUCAGAUUUGUUCAAGAAUUUGUGUCUGUGGAUAUCCUCGCCAACAAGUGAGAAAGUACAAGGGAGUCAACAGUAGGAUUCCAGUUUCAUCUGAAUUCAUGGUGCAAAUGCUAACAGGGAUUUAUUAUGCCUUUUAUAACGGAGAAUGGGAUCUGGCUCGUAAAGCUAUGGAUGACAUUUUGUAUAGAGCACAGCUGGAACUCUAUCCAGAACCUCUGCUGGUUGCUAAUGCAAUAAAAGCUUCACUGCCUCAGGGUGCCAUGAAAUCUAGUAAAGAAGGUACAAGAUGCAUUCAGGUUGAAAUUACACCUACUUCAUCCAGAAUAUCCAGAAAUGCUGUGACUAGCAUGUCUAUCCGAGGGCAUAGAUGGAAAAGGCAUGGUAAUACUGAUUUAGGAAUUCAAGAAGAACUGAUAGAAGUAUCUGAACCCGAUGAAGGGUUUUACUCUAGGGCUACUUCUAGUACAAGUCAGUCUGCCCUAUCUAACAGCAGCAACACGAGCAGCAAGAACCUCUUAGGGAAGAGCCAGCGAAGGUCUGGAGGAAGCAAAGCUGGAGGAAAAGAAAAAGAAGGCGAAACCUGCAGAGAACACUUGUCACGAAAACAAACUCAGAGAGCCAUGAGCGAGAAUCUAGAGCUCGUCUCUCUGAAGAGGCUGACACUGACAACUAGCCAGUCCCUGCCUAAGCCUGGCAGCCAUAGUCUGGCCAGAACGACCACUACUGUCUUUAGUAAAUCCUUUGAACAGGUCAGUGGCGUCACAGUUCCAAAUAAUCGCGGUGGUGUGUCUGGUACAGAGGCAAACAGGUUUUCCGCUUGCAGUCUUCAGGAGGAAAAACUGAUAUAUGGAACAGAAAGAACAGAUCUUCCGAUUUUAAGCAAACAACCUAAUCAGCAGCGACCUCCUAGUAUUAGCAUAACUUUGUCAACAGAUUGAUGUUAAAUUGGCAAGUGUGAAAAAUAAAAUAUUGAGAGUUUAUGCUGAUAUUGGUACAUUGGUACAUUAAGCUCCUUAAUAUGCUAUACGUUACUUUCUUAAAACUCCAGCCCAUAAAUUCUUGUUUGGCUCGCAUUUGACAGUAAUAGUGAAUAGACAACAGUUGUAAUUAUUUUGCAUCAACUUUAAUAGCUUGGAAAGUUCCUCUUUGACUUACUGUAUUUCUACACCCGAUUGCUUACAGCUUCAUGUGAAGUUUACAGCUUUGCCAAUUGAACAGACAUUGAUCGGUUGUUUUAGCCAGCCACCAAGAUGUGUGGCUUUUUACAAGUGCAGAGCAUGGGAACAAACAGAGCCUCUUCCCCAGGUUCUGCUUUUUUCUACCACUUGGCAUAGGCAAAACUGCAAGUACUUGUUUUAUUUAAGAGGAGUCUCACAGUAUGGGCAUGGAAUUUUGGAACAGCGCUGUGAGAACAUAAACAUUCUCUUAUGUUAACCAUGAGAGAACUGUGCUUAUGUGUAAGGUCAAAACUAGAAGCAUCAGUUCAGUGUUUGAUGUGAUGGCGGUUUUUGUAACAGUAGCUAGUACACAUUGCAAUGUUCAUACUUCUUUAUGCCUAUGUGAGUCUGAAUUAUAGAUAUGUUUUGGUUUGUCUGUAUGUCUUUGAAACUGCGCCAAAAAGCCAUACAGCAGCAGUACUUGUGGAUGGGAGUCUUUAGACUUUUGAAUUGUGUGACAGACACUGUCUUUCUUUCAGAUUCUUAAAUAUCAGGCACAAAGCUACCCAUUGAAAAGUCGCUGUCAUCAGUAUUUUUAUGAUUUAUGGGGAAGAGGUGUGCUUCUGUAACCAUGUUAUGUAGGAAAUAAGGUGUGAGCCCUUUGAACUGACUGAAGCAAAUCAGGAGCGUGAAUCUGUUUAACAUGAACUUCUUACCUGAGACUAAGAGAAUAUUACCAAAGGAUAUGUACUUUCAGUAACUUGCAAGCACAAAGGGAAAUUACAAUGUAAAUAUAACUAGCACUGUAAUUCCUAGUCUUUUAUAUCUAUUAUUUUUCUAGUUUGAAAAAACAGCAGCCUGUUCAAGGCUACCUAGCCUUUAACGCUCGGUUAAUUUGGUGACCUUGUGUGAUACCAACUUUUAUAAUGUUAAGAUUUUAAUUAAAACUGGGCAUUAAAAUUUCUUAUGCAGAAAUUUGUAGAAGCAAUAGUUGACAAAACCACUUCAGUAGCAGUGAUUAGCUGAUAAACACACAAUAUAUUAUUAUGAGUGGAGAAAUAGGAUGAAGAUCUAAGGCGUAGUCAUUCCCAGCUGUCCAGAUUUCUGCAGCUUGUGAUCCCUCAUUAUCAAGAACCUUGUAACAAAACAAACACUAAAAUUCUGGUAGACUUACCUAUUUUCCUGGAGAUAAGUUUAGAUAUCCCUUUUUGACUUAAACCGAAGCAGAAGUAACUUUUAAGCAGCUAAUGUUGUUCAGGUUUAUAGCAAUCAAUAAGCUGGUUAAUUAAUGAAAAGAGAUGAGGAAACAUAGUUGAUAGGGACAAAUAAGUUGUAUAAUUCUGCUCCUAAAACUGCAGACUAGAUGUGUACAGUUCUUGAGAUUCACCCAAGUAUGUGGAAUUGCUGCAUCAGUCUAUAGAUGUUUGUCUUCUCCUGAGAGUCUGAGUUUAAAUGAACGUGCCACACUUUCUCAUUCCUGUUUGUUGUGUGACACUUCUAUUCUAAUAACGCAGUAUUUCACCUUUUCACAGUGAAGCGCUUUCUUAAUUGUACAUGCAAAUUUACAUUCCUAAUGAAUAAACUCCACACUUGUCCUGUUUAGUGUUUAAUACUUUGGCCAGUGAAAUAAACUGGUUUUCGAAGUUGUAUGUUUUUGUAAAUACUUUGUACAGUAGAAAAAAAUUUCCUCUUUUUUUUUUUUGCAGGUUUUUCUGCAAUACAUAUUAGACAGCGUAUUUGUUUGAGACUGACUAGUACGUGUGGCUGCUGGAGCACACAUAAGCACAGGCCAUAGAAGGGGUUUAGGCAGCUGAGAGCAGACAUUGGCGAGCACUACACGUACUGAGUGUAGGGCACUUUCUCUCCUUGAAAUUUGUUCUAGGUGUUACAAAGAAAUAACCUACAGGACUUCCAGCUGCCUCCUGAUCUGCUCUUGCAGUGUAGUGUUUAAGAAUACUUUGGAAACACUUUACAACAAUUUAAACUGAGUCAUAAAUUAGAAUAGAUAAAUAAAAUUGCAAUUGACAAAUGUUUGUUGUGACGGUAUUAGUUGUGAGUAAGUGUUAAGGGACUAGAAUUUUUAAGUCAUUCUACUGGUUUUGUUUUGUUUCAUCUAGUUCAUGACUCUUUCAGUUAUCUCCACAGUAGACACUCUUUCAAGCUGGCUGUCGGUAUUAAUGAUGUUUAUUGUACUGGGAAGAUUUAGUCACUUCAGCUAUAAAUAAUUAGAAUUUUGAUGGAUCUAAAAUGCCAUAAAAUGUAGAUAUGUAACAAUGUUUACAAUACUGUUGGCUACCAGCCAAACAGUGUUAAAGUUAGUUUAUCCUUUUAUUUUAUCCAGCUAAUUAUUCUAACUGAUCUGGCUUGAACCCAAGACGGACUUAUAUUGGUACAACUGCAAUUACAUUAAAGCUUCAUAUUUUGGGGAGAAAAUUAUGAAAGGAAAGGUUCUUGGUACUAAAGGCUGCUGUUUCUGUACACUUGUGGCUUCAUAUAAAUAUGUAUGUAUUGGUCUCUGGAGUAACUUACACAAUGAGCACGUUUUUUGUGAACUGACAUCACGCCCCGAUACUGAUUGAGUCUAAAGAAUUUUUUCCUGAUGUGAGUAAUAAAAAUUUCAGUUGUGCUUCUUUCUUUUCUUAAAUAUGGAAAAGAAAAAAAAAAAAAAAAAGGCAGGAUGGGGGAGAGGGAAGGCAGAAUUAUGUGUUGUCCAAAUGUCCAUGGUGCGGGACUGGGGGAGGAGGAGUGGGGGUGAAAUACAACAGGAAGCAGAUAUAUUCUUCCACGAUAUUUCUUAAAUUGUCAAGCUCCUGGCUUUUGAGCAUUAAUUAACUGAUCACUUUAUACUGAUUAUUAAAAAAUGUAUAUUUCUCCUAACAGCGUAAGGAAAACCUAUUAAGACAUCCCAUAUUAUAGCCUACCUGGGAGUGGGUAGUUCUGAUGAAGCCAUUCCAAACAUCAUACACAGCUGCAACAUUCUGCAGGAACAAUGUUAUGUAGGAGUGAAUCAUCUCAAAUUAUAAUAAGAGAAGUUGUUUUCAUGCUGACAUUUAUAACUGACCUUACUGUUUUAAAUCAAAGGGCGCUGUUUCCAAUGAUGGCUUUGAACAGCAAUGCUUUCAAGACUGUUGAAACGGAGAAGAAUUAUUUCUAUUGUGAGAAUCUGUAACAUUUGUGCAAAAAGCAUAUGGUCUCUAACCACUUGCUGUAGAGCUGCGGUGACUCUUCUGAAAGGAGGCAAAUGUCCUUGAAUAAUACCUGACAGGUACAGAAAUACAUAGCUAUUUUAGUCACACUUCUCUCUAAAGAGGUCUCUUCUGGUUUAUAUGAGGUUUCUAGAAAUUUCUAACUUAAUUAUUAUGUCUGAUAUCUUUUGGCAGUGUUUGAGGCUUACAGUGCUGUAUAUAGGUGUGUAAUAUAUUGCCUUUUGUAUCUGUACAAUUCUAAGACUAGAUGUCUACAUUUCUUAAUAUUCAUCAAAGUCUGUGGAAUAGCUGCAUCAGUUUAUAGAUGUCUGUCUUCACCUGAGAACCUGAGUUUAAAUGAGCGUGCCCCUCUUCCUCAUGUUCUUCACUUUGUCCUGUGAUACUCUUCUGUGCUAGUAAUGCGGUAUUUCACCUUUUUUUUUUUUACAGUGUUUUCUUAAUUGUACACGAGAACUUACAUUCCUAAUGUAUAAACAACAAGUUGUCUUGUUUAGUGUUCAAUAAUUUGAGCAGUAAAAUAAAAUGGUUUUUUUGAA
Chroicocephalus ridibundus (black-headed gull) is the source of this 5673-nucleotide messenger RNA. It is a transcript of the gene HYCC1, whose product is annotated as hyccin PI4KA lipid kinase complex subunit 1. Gene Ontology annotation, biological process: phosphatidylinositol phosphate biosynthetic process; protein localization to plasma membrane. Bases 165 to 1712 code for a protein of 515 amino acids. NCBI's taxonomy places the organism in Eukaryota, Metazoa, Chordata, Aves, Charadriiformes, Laridae. The record is from RefSeq and is a predicted model, not a curated record. The transcript is spliced from 11 exons. Gene Ontology annotation, cellular component: plasma membrane.